This is a messenger RNA of Anthonomus grandis grandis, 1797 nucleotides long. RefSeq lists its product as uncharacterized. NCBI's taxonomy places the organism in Eukaryota, Metazoa, Arthropoda, Insecta, Coleoptera, Curculionidae. Bases 115 to 1524 code for a protein of 469 amino acids. The record is from RefSeq and is a predicted model, not a curated record. The transcript has 3 exons.
AAAAACAAUACAAUGGACAAUAAUAAUUUGAGUGAUUGUGAAGAUCAUGAGACAAAGCCAGUAAGCACAAAAAAGAGAAAAUGUACGGGUCGGGUAUAAGAUGCUACCAAGUUAAUGAGGCUUCAGUUACAUGUAACUGGUGAUGCCUGUCAAUGCCGACGAUACAGAUGUUUUGAAAAGAUAACUGCAGAUGAAAGAAUGGACAUUGUACGAAAGUUUAAUCUAAUAAAAAGUUGGAAUGAUCAAACAGCCUAUUUAACAGGUCUAAUUUCUCUUUGUCCAGUGGCUCAGCGCCGACCUCGAUUACCGGAAGAUGAGAGUGUCCUGAGAACUUCAACGUUUUAUUACAAUGUGCGUAUAGUUCGUGAUAAUGUAGCAGUUGAAGAGCGAGUUUGCAAGAAUGCGUUUGUUUCUCUACAUGGUUUAACAAGAGGUAGAAUAGAAACCAUACAAAAGAGUCUCCAGAUGAAGAACACAUUAACAGUUUCAAGGCUAGAGCAAGCCACUAGUCUUAAUAAAACUAAGAUAAUUUAUUUAUCUGCCGAGUUAAAUGUGAAAAAAAUGUAUGAUAUGUUUAAAGAAAAAUUUCCUCAAGUUAAUGCUAGUUAUGAAACUUACCGCUCCAUAUUUUGCAGCAAGUUUAAUAUAUCCUUUGGAUAUCCCCGUAGUGAUACUUGUAGCUUCUGCGACCAAUUAAAAGUACAGAUUGAUGCAUGCCAAGAGGAAAAGGGCAUUAAGGAUUUGAUGUUUCAACAAAAACUACAUCUAGCGAAAGCCGAGGUAUGCUACGCACGUAAAAAGCAGGCCAGGUUGAGGAGUAGAACAAAGGCAGACACUGAAGCAAAAUGCAUGGAUUUCGGAAGAAAUUUGCCCAUGCCAAAUUUAUCCACGAAUGAUGUAUACUACGGCCGGCAGUUAUCAUUAUUUUCAUUUAUUGUACACAAACUCUCAAAUUCUGAAGUAUUCUUUUAUGCUUAUCGUGAAAGAGUAGGAAAAAAGGGCGCGAACGAAGUCUGCUCAUUUUUAUUUGAUUAUAUUACCUUGAAGUUACCUGCUGAAGUUAGAAACUCACAGAUAUUCUGUGAUUCGUGCUCCGGACAGAAUAAGAACUUUCCCGUGUUCAAAUUUUUACAUUACUUAAUCCAUCAUCGUUCCAAGCUUGAGUCCAUUGAAGUCACAUUUCCCAUUCGAGGUCACUCCUACAUAGAAUGUGAUAAGGAUAUGGGGAUCUUAAACGGAAAGUUUCGGGCGGAAGUACCGGAUGACUGGUGUAAAAACAUAGAAACCGCUUGUUUAAAGCCCGCACCAUUUCUUGUUGAAAAAGUUGAUGAAAAAAUGUUCUUUUGCCACACGUCCAAUCCGGCAAUUAAAAAUUACCAAGGAACAUCCUCGCUUAGUUUUUCAUCGAGAUACUUACAAUGGUCUUUGGAACUCGUCAGUAAUUGUACCUCCAAGAAAAAAGAGAAUCACUGGUCCGCCGCUGCCCGACGGUCAGUUUUACCACCCACCAGUCGCAACUUUUGAUGAUAUACCUAUCCCUUUGGAAAAAUACAAGGACCUGCAUAAGUUAAAAAAAAUUUGCACCCCAGAGAGUCAGCUUUUUUAUUCUAAUUUAAAACACAAGUAGAGGUAACUCCUUGGCUUGGUGAGUUAUGGUUGAUUGUCACGAAAUUACAUGCCUAAUUAAUACUUUGUUUUUUACAGCUUUUUUCAGUUCAUCCCAUAAGAACCGAACCCAGGAGAGAAGUUUUAUUUUCUUCUAUUAUAACAACCAUUCUUUUAUAAAUACCUACAUAU